Molecule: messenger RNA, 1242 nt
Organism: Mucor velutinosus
Lineage: Eukaryota; Fungi; Mucoromycota; Mucoromycetes; Mucorales; Mucoraceae
Exons: 1
Coding region: 1-1242 (413 amino acids)
Biological process (GO): proteolysis
Molecular function (GO): aspartic-type endopeptidase activity
Source: RefSeq, a predicted model, not a curated record
AUGAAGGCGAAAUUACUGCUUAUCACAGCUUCCAUUGCUACUGUAACAUCUCUGCCAACCACUGUACCAACAGCCAUUCAUUUACCAUUGCGACACACUCGACAUUCAUCCUUUGGAAAACGAUCGUUACUCACAGGCAACAGCAACGAAAUUCCUCUCAUCAAUGACCUUGAUCUAUGCGAAGUAGCAGUAAAAGUGCAAAUCGGUACACCAGCCCAGGAAUUCGUGCUCCUGUUUGAUACAGGCAGUGCUGAUACCUGGAUACCAUCACAGCAAUGCACCACAGAAACCGGAUGCCCUGAUUUCCUGCAUCACUAUGAUACCAGUGCCUCCACUAGCCAUCAGAAAAUCGAAAAUGAUACACUGAGCAUCACUUAUGGCAUUGGUAGUGCUGAGGGCCAUUAUUUUCAGGACAUUGUUUCCUUGGGCGAUCAAUACAUCAACCGACAACAGACACUCGCCAUGAUCGACAAAGCCGUUGGGCCAAUUUCACAGCAAAAUCAAUCAACUGAUGUAGACCAUGUGUUUCUAGACGGCAUCUUUGGCGCAGGAUUACCUGCAGGAACAGUAAGUUAUUUGCACGGUGGUGACAUGUAUGACCCUUUGAUCGUUGCACUCUACAAAUCCAAAACGAUUCCAAACCCUGUCUUUUCAGUAUCCAUUGCACAAGAUGAUACAGAAGGCAGCGUCAUCUUGGGCGACACUCAUCCAGGCUACAGCUAUAUUUACACAGCUGCUGUAGGAUCUCGGUGGUCAGCUUAUAUCACUGAUUUCGAAUUCCAAACGGCCAACGAAACCAAGAACUUUCAGUUUAAUCAAAAGACCCCAUUUGGUAUCGAUACAGGAUCUAAUUUUAUGUACCUUCCUGGAUCACUCGCCCAAGAUUUAGCCAAAAGUAUCACUCAAAACAGCACACUGAGCCAAGAAAAAUCAGGCAUUUAUGUAGUGGAUUGUCAAUUUCAAGAUAGCCAAGAUCUCGUCAAGAUUUACUUUCCCUCCAGCGAUUAUGAAGGCAAACGCAUCUUUAUCUCGAUACCUGUCAAGGAGCUGAUAUCUAAAAGAGAAAGCGAUGGCAAAUGCUUAUUGUUAUUUUUGCCCUCAGAUGACAAGUUUAUUCUUGGUAAUAUGCUACUUCGACAUUUCAUCACAGUAUACGACUUUGGUGGCUCUGCUCCCCGGAUUGGCUUUUCUCCUGUGAAUAACAAUAUCAGCACUAACAAAUUCUUGAAUGAAAUACUAUAA